UGGGGAAUGAUUGGGACGUGUGCGUGCGUGCGUGCGUAGGCUGCGUGUGUGUCUGUUUGUUGUCUUGCAGGAGUGGUACAGCCCACGCGGAUCGGUCGCUAUGGAGAGCAGCUCCACCAGAAGCACGAGCCAGCAGCCAGCAGAGAGAGCAGGGACGGAUCCGACAGUGCCAAAGCGCACACAGACAGAAAGGAAUCAUGGAGAAAAGAUCACCGCUCAGGAGGACUUUGCCAUCAAACGGACUGCGACUUUUAACAUCACUUCUCACCUUAUACGGACUUACCUGUGUGAGCAGUAACCAGGUGAUUGUUCCUGAGAAAGUGAACGCGGUGCUGGGGAAGGACAUCACACUGGGCUGCAGAAUAGAGGUGGGCUCCAACCUCAGUCUCACACAGAGUUCCUGGGAACGUCGUCUCCCUUCAGGCACCAUUACCUUGGCAGUGUUCAACCCCGAAUUAGGAAUCUCCAUCUCUCAAGAGUACUCCAAGCGCAUCUCCUUCGUCUCCCCCUCCAUACGAGACGCCACCAUUAUCCUUCAAGGAGUCGGCUUCGCAGAUGUCGGGUCGUACACCUGCAAAGUGGCGACAUUUCCUCUGGGAAAUACACAAGCAUCAGCCUACGUUAAUGUAUUAGUGGAGCCAAAGGUGUUCGUGUCCGCCGGCCCCACGGCUCUGCUAGACGGCGGGAACGAGUCGCUGGUAGCCACCUGCAGAGCGGAGCAAGGCCGUCCAGCCGCUGAGGUGUUCUGGGAGACGGAGCUGAAGGGGAGAAGUGAGAACCGCAGUCAGGAUGAGCUCAACGGCACUACCACCGUACACGUGCGCUACUUGUGGCAGCCGCAGAGCUACGGCCAGGGGAAGACGCUCACCUGCGUGGUGCGGCACCCGGCCCUGCAAACAGAGUUCCGCAUACCCUACACGCUAAAUGUCCACUUCGCACCGAUAGUAUCAAUAAUAGGAAUCGACAAAAAUUGGUAUGUGGGACAAGAAAAUGUGAAAUUCGUCUGUGGUGCCAAAGCCAACCCACGUGCCCAUCACUUCACAUGGACCAGGUUGGAUGGAUCGAUGCCCGAAGGUGUUGAGAUCUCGAACAACACCUUUGCUUUCAUUCGCCCGUUGGAGCGCAAUGACUCCGGAGUUUACCGCUGCGAAGUGACGAACGACAUCGGUCUCCGCAGUAAAGAUGUAAAGUUCUGGGUACAAGAUCCUCCCCCUACCACGACCACCCCCAGCACCACCGCAUCCCUGCUGCACGACACCUCUGGAACCGGCACCGCUGCAGACCAGCGGAGAGCCCCGUUCACCUCCCCGACCCUGGCCUCCUUACCUGACAGCAGCCUGGGCACUAUAGUUGGCGGGGCGGUGGGUGGAGUCCUGUUCCUGAUCCUCCUGUUGAUCCUGGGUGGGGCAUGCUUCAUGCGCCAGCGCAGAACCUUCAGAGGGGACUACUACACCAAGCAGUACCUGGGACCCUCCGACAUGCAGAAGGAGUCUCAGCUGGACGUGCUGCAGCCACAUGAGCUGCAGGAGGUUUACGGGGACAAGACGAGCAAAGGCAGCCAGGAGCUUAAACCCAAACUGGGUGGAGACAUCAUUUACCCCGACUACACCCCUGAGCGCAAGGACAGGGACGACUGGGUCGACAGGGGGGAGGGCCACAGGGGCCUCACGGAGGGAAACUACUACCCUGAUCACUACAACACCCAAAACAUGCACCCCUGCGGGCCUCCAGUGCACAGCCCCAUAGUGAACAACGGCUCCCCCUACCUCCCGGAGGACUGCUAUGACAAUGGUACAGACAGCGACUAUGUGUCCCACAUGGACGGAUCUGUGAUCUCACGCAGGGAAUGGUAUGUGUGAGGAAAGGGGAGGAAAAAAAAAACGGACAAAUGACUGACUGAGAAUAAUUUAACAAGUGACAGAUAUAAGUAUCAUUAAAGGUUGUUUCAUUUCAGUUAAAGGAUGAAUACAAUUUCUCAGCUCAGUUUCACAACGAGCGCUUUGAACAAUACUGCUCUGCCUUGAUUGUAACCACUUAACCUUAAGGACUUGUUUGUGGAUUGUGUUACCACUUUUGUAGCAUUUCACGGAGCUACAAAAUACGCUGGAAUGCCUCAUUGAUAUUAUCUGCGCAGGCUCAAGAGGCUUUGGCAUACGGUGAAGUUUCGACUGAUGUGAAUGAGGUUUUGUAUUCUGCUUGUAUGUUCGUGCACCUGUCUGUCACACAGGUCACAGGUCAGGUGUUCAGACCCUUGUUAGUGAAGUAUUUAUAUCCCUGACUGACAUAAAACCUCACAACUUCUGUGGCAUUUUGAAAACGGUCUCUUGAUUGCUUACAGCAUUUUCAUACAGGUGUUCAUCAUGGCUGCAACAAGUAUUUAAAGCAAGUUAUAUUGCAUGAUUUAAAAAGAAGAACAAAGUAUCAUUAAGUUAAAGGGAAAGUCACAUGUUUAAAAGGGAGAAUUACAGAGGGAAAAGCAAGCUGACUGAUGCAAGUGUGUUACAAAAAAAAACACUGCCCCUUCUAAAAUUUUGCUCAGUGGUUCUUCAGUGGCUUUGGCAAACUUGCAAUAUCUUCUGUAAAUUAUUCAUGAAAUGGUAAACCAGACAGAGUAAUUUUACUUUCAGCUUCAGUUUAACGUAUUUAUUUUACACAUAUCGCUGUCGUUAACCAAAUACACUAUCAUCAGUAUUGAAAUGUGUAAACUCAGUCACAUUCUCGCUGUGAAAAAGCACAACUCCGCUAUUACAGUUGUCAGCAAACAUCAAAAAGAAGCCAACCGAGCCCUCGACUUCUCCACCUCGCCAUGAUAACAGGCUAUAUCGCUGCCUUUUCCAUUUUGCCUCCUCUGUAUCCUCUGAUUUUCUGUCUGGAAGACUAACACCAAUUGGUCAUUAUAGUUUUUUAUUUUAAAAGCGGGAUCAAAGCGAUGUGUUAUAAAUACCAGAUGUGACGAUCCCAGCUGUCAUCAUCUGAAGUUAUGCGGCUCCAUAAACCACCGACAUUUUCACUGCUCCCGCUCGACACUCCGCAGUCGUUAUUUAUGAUGGUAAAUAAGCAAAAUACUUGUUGAAAGGGCGGCGCAGAAAAAGAAGCAUUAAUAAGCUUCAGUUUGCAUGUGUUGGAUGGAUGAUUAUCCCAAUACCUUACGACACAGUUGGAAACAUUGUGAGCGGCUGACAUCACUACUGAUCACAGAACGGGCUUAAGUUGAGGUUUGGCUCCUCAGCAAUUCCUCUGAGGAUACACAGCCAUCAUGGAAAGUAGAAAUUUAAUCCACAAAGUGAAAAAAUUGGUUUAAGAACCCUCUAGGUUAGAGCUGUCUGUGUAAUGGCUCUCCAAGGGAUAUACUAUUUUUUUUCUUCCCUACAAACAACAAACCCAGUGACAUUAAGUUGAAACAAAAGAGUUGACAUCAUCAGUGAUCUCAUCUCUCACUGCUUGAUUUGACCUUGCACUUUUCUACUUAGUGCUUUUUUGGGGAGGGGGAGGAGGGGGGGGGAGUGUUGUUUCCUCAGGAAUGAUACAUGGAUCAAAGUGGCCUCUGCAAAGCCGCACAGGAAAGGAAAAACAUACCCUUUUUGGGAAGGAUCCCUGCUCAAUCAAUCAGGGUGUAGCUAGAACAAGGCACAAUAUAUGGGUAUUACAUUAUGAUCUGAACGGGAAGGGAGGUAUAUUUUGAGGUUUCCUUGUGUCUUAUUGGGGUUUUAUAGACUGUGGGUGCACUUUUUUUUUUUUUUUUUUUUUAACCCUUCUCCACCCUUGUUUUCCCACACGGCUCUGCCAGAGCUUUUGGUCGAAGGUUUAAGAAGUCUGAGAAUAAACUACUUUAAUCUCUUGAGCUCGCUCUUACUCUCAUCGUCGCACACACGCACCCGGCACCAUACAUCUGCUCUCUGCAGCCCAUAUUCAAAGAGCAGUCCUCACCUCAAACCUUGAGCUUUUUAAUUAACUUUUAUUUUUUUCUCAUCACACUUGGCAACUAAGUGCUCUAACUCGGUGAUAUAUAGCACAUCCGUGUCUGCAUGCACACAUUUUCUUAUUUGGCUGAUUCAUAGCUGUCAGCUUGUUUUUUUUUUUUUUUGUAUUUGGCAAAGUCGCUCCAACUCCGCUUUUAAAUUCCAGGGAAAGAAUGAUCUUUUUAUCUGCCUCUGCUUUAUCUCUAAAGACUGUUUGACAAAAGCAUAAUGAGCUGAAGUGAUGAAUGUUCUUUAUCCUUUUCGGAUCCGUUUUGGUCACUCACCAGCCGGCUGCAUGUAAAUUAAGUUAUUCGCCGCCUACUAUGCUCAUUAUUUCUCAUCACUAAUGUUUAUAUACAUGUACAUAAUGCUAAUAGGUUAGCGUAGGAUCAGCUGACAUCUCAGCGGACGUUUGAUUUAUAAGUUCAUGUACAGUUUGUUCUGGAGUCCCCUACUGAAUAGUUGGUGCCUUAGAUGGGCUGAGCAAUGCACAGAAACUUUAAAAUAUGACAAUUACUGAAAGGAUUAAAGUAAAGGCUACUAAUAUCACUAGAGAGGAGGACUGACUGGUCCUUUUAAAAAUGUCUUCCAUCUGGAUAUUUAAGAAUUGCUGUUAUCAAAAACAUCAAAUUAGACAAAAGGUUGAUUGUCAUGCCUUAUACAUUUUGAAUGGACACAUGUAACGAGUUAGUUACUGAGAAAAUCAUAAUAAGUAAGGUUUCACUGGGAAUUUAGGCAAGCCAGAUUCAUAGAAAAUAUUAUUGUCCUGUAUAUAUGCUGGCUGUUUUUUUAUUAUUAUUGAAAAAAAAAAUCUUAUUUUUUGUAUGAGGUCUGUAAUUUUCACAGAGUAUUAGUUUAUCUUACGAGCGUUUGAGGAGCUCUUGUCUCAUGAUACAUAGAGAGCAAUCCUGUUUUCACUGCAUUUUAUAUUUGUUCUGGAGAGUUUCUGACCAAUUAUUUUGUAUGCUGUUCUUUGAAUGAUUGAUGUCUCACAGGAAUCAGCGAUGAAAGUGCGGUAGAUUGUAGUUUGUUCCUUUUGUUUGCAAUAAAAGACCACCAUUAUUGCA
Messenger RNA from Thunnus maccoyii (southern bluefin tuna), 5026 nucleotides. RefSeq names its product nectin cell adhesion molecule 3a (gene nectin3a). Lineage: Eukaryota; Metazoa; Chordata; Actinopteri; Scombriformes; Scombridae. The transcript is spliced from 6 exons. The record is from RefSeq and is a predicted model, not a curated record. Gene Ontology annotation, cellular component: adherens junction; apical junction complex. The coding region runs from base 198 to 1859 and encodes 553 amino acids. Gene Ontology annotation, biological process: homophilic cell-cell adhesion; heterophilic cell-cell adhesion.